Molecule: messenger RNA, 11544 nt
Organism: Copidosoma floridanum
Lineage: Eukaryota; Metazoa; Arthropoda; Insecta; Hymenoptera; Encyrtidae
Gene: Dhc64C
Product: dynein heavy chain, cytoplasmic
Biological process (GO): microtubule-based movement
Cellular component (GO): axonemal dynein complex
Molecular function (GO): ATP binding; dynein intermediate chain binding; ATP hydrolysis activity
Source: RefSeq, a predicted model, not a curated record
AUGGACUACAAUCUGACUUGUAAAGGAUGGGAAAAUCACAUUGAAGGCCAGAAAUUAAAAGCUGAUGGAGAUAGUUUUCGAAUGAAGUUAUCUACUCAAGAAAUUUUUGAUGAUUGGGCACGAAAAGUACAGCAACGUAAUAUUGGUGUUACUGGCAGAAUAUUCGCAAUUGAAAAUCUUAGAUCACGUUCUGGUCGUGGCAACAUAUUAAAAAUGAAAGUAAACUUUUUACCAGAAAUCAUAACAUUAUCCAAAGAAGUAAGAAAUUUAAAGAAUCUUGGGUUCCGAGUUCCUAUCGCAAUCGUCAAUAAAGCGUAUCAAGCUAAUUUACUUUAUCCGUUUGCUAUAAGCUUGAUUGUGAGUAUAGGCGCUUAUGAACAGACAUUAGAAAAGAUCGAAGAUAAGUCAAAUAUUAUUCCCCUUAUCGCUGGUCUAAGAAAGGACGUUCUAAGUCUUAUAUCAGAGGGUAUAACGCUGAUCUGGGAAAGCUAUAAACUAGAUUCUUAUGUACAGCGAUUGUCUGAUGUAGUACUAUCUUUCCAAGAAAAAGUUGAAGACUUAUUGGUCGUUGAAGAACAAUUAGAUAUCGAUGUGAGAUCAUUAGAAACAUGUCCCUACUCAGCUAAUACUUUUGCUGACAUCUUAACAAAAAUACAAAAGUCUGUCGAUGAAUUAUCCUUGAAAAAUUAUUCUAAUCUCCAUAUCUGGGUUUCAAGACUUGAUGAAGAAGUCGAAAGGAAGCUCGCUUCUCGCCUUGAAGCAGGAAUUAAAGCCUGGACGGAUGCUUUGAUGGGUCGAAAAAAAGAUGUUGAUCUGAGUAUGGAUACUGAUGCUCCAUCACAACCAACACACAGAUUAGGUGGGGAUCCCAAAGUUCAGAAUCAGUUACACGAAGUUAGGAUCACCAAUCAAACUAUGUACUUAUACCCAAGCAUUGAAGAUGCUCGUUUUCAAAUAAUGCAACAACUUUUUGCCUGGCAAGCCAUUGUUACUUCACAGACUCGUCUACAAAGUUCAAGAUAUCAUGUUGGUAUUGAUAAACAAGAGUCAAGCACCUAUAGAAAUUUACUCACUAAAUUACCUUCAGGAAAAUGUUCUCUUGAAUUAGCUUAUGACGCUAUAGAAAUAAAAAUGCAAGAAAUAGUAAAUUACGUAGAUCAGUGGUUAAGGUAUCAGUCAUUGUGGGAUUUACAGCCAGAUAACCUUUACGGAAAAUUAAAUGAAGACAUAACUCUAUGGAUGAAAUGUUUGAAUGACAUUAAGAAAACUCGCACUACGUUUGAUACUUCUGACACGAGAAGAGAGUUUGGACCUGUUAUAAUUGAUUUUGCUAAAGUCCAAAGCAAAGUUUCGCUGAAAUAUGAUUCUUGGCACAAAGAAACAUUAGGAAAGUUUGGAACUCUGCUUGGAAACGAAAUGGCUAGUUUUCACGUCCAAGUAUCAAGAUCGAGGAGUGAUCUAGAAUUACACUCUAUUGAAGCGUCAAGUACAUCUGAUGCAGUUAGUUUUAUAACUUAUGUACAGUCGUUAAAAAGAAAAAUGAAAGCAUGGGAAAAACAAGUGGAUGUAUACAGAGACGGCCAAAGAAUUCUUGAACGCCAAAGAUUUCAAUUCCCCUCACACUGGUUACACGUCGAUAACAUAGAAGGCGAAUGGGGAGCUUUUAAUGAAAUCAUUAAACGGAAAGAUACGUACAUACAGACACAAGUUGCAUCUCUUCAGUUAAAAAUUGUCACUGAAGACAAAGCAAUUGAAACUAGAACGCUUGACUUUUUAAAUGAUUGGGAAAAAGGAAAACCCGUUGAAGGUUAUUUAAGACCAGAUGAUGCACUACAGCAACUACAGUUAUUCGAAAAUAAGUUUGCUCGACUAAAGGAAGAAAGAGAUAAUGUAGCCAAGGCUAAGGAAGCCUUAGAACUCUUAGAACCAGGAAUGACUUCAGUAAAUGAAGAUCGGAUGCAAGUUGUUUUUGAAGAACUCCAAGAUUUGAAAGGAGUUUGGUCUGAAUUAUCUAAAAUUUGGACACAGAUUGAUGAAACUCGUGAAAAACCAUGGCUGUCAGUUCAACCAAGAAAACUCAGACUACAGUUAGACACUAUGUUAUCACAACUAAAAGAUUUACCUGCGAGGUUGAGGCAAUAUUCUUCGUACGAGUAUGUAAAAAAAAUGCUUCAAAAUUACACCAAAGUCAAUAUGCUUAUUGUUGAACUUAAAUCUGAUGCUUUAAAAGAAAGACACUGGAAGUUAUUGAUGAAACAAUUAAAAGUAAACUGGAUUCUUAGUGAACUUACUUUAGGUCAAGUGUGGGAUGUUAACUUACAAAAAAAUGAAAGUACUGUUAAAGACAUUAUUCUCGUAGCUCAAGGUGAAAUGGCUUUAGAGGAAUUUUUAAAACAAGUUCGGGAAUCAUGGCAAAAUUAUGAAUUGGAUUUAAUAAAUUAUCAAAACAAGUGUCGUUUGAUUCGUGGUUGGGACGACUUGUUCAAUAAAGUCAAAGAGCACAUUAAUUCUGUCGCUGCAAUGAAGUUAUCCCCUUACUACAAAGUAUUUGAAGAAGAAGCUUUAACUUGGGAAGAGAAACUAAAUCGAAUAAAUUCUCUUUUUGAUAUUUGGAUAGAUGUACAACGAAGGUGGGUAUACUUGGAAGGUAUUUUUUCUGGAAGUGCUGACAUAAAAACACUAUUACCUGUAGAAACAUCACGAUUUCAGAGUAUCAGUUCUGAGUUUCUUGGAUUAAUGAAAAAAGUAUCAAAAUCUCCCAUGGUAGUGGAUAUAUUAAACAUACCCGGGGUGCAAAGGUCUCUUGAACGACUCGCAGAUCUUUUAGGAAAAAUACAGAAGGCUUUAGGAGAAUACUUAGAAAGAGAAAGAACUUCAUUUCCCAGAUUUUAUUUUGUUGGCGAUGAAGAUUUGCUGGAAAUAAUUGGCAAUAGCAAAAACGUUGCCAGACUUCAAAAGCAUUUUAAAAAAAUGUUUGCUGGUGUUGCAUCAAUUUUAUUAAAUAACGAUAAUACUGUUAUUAUCGGGAUUGCUUCUAGAGAAGGAGAAGAAAUUAUUUUUAACAAUUCAGUGUCAACUGUUUGCCAUCCUAAAAUUAAUGAAUGGUUAACUCUUGUAGAAAAAGAAAUGUGUGUUACGCUUGCAUCUAGCCUUGCUAGUGCUAUACAAGAUAUUAAAAAUUUUAAAGAAACAAACAUUACUUCUCAAACAUUAAUGAAAUGGUGCGAUAAAUAUCCGGCUCAAAUAAUUAUUUUAGCUGCUCAAACACUUUGGUCUGAAGAUGUAGAAAAUGCACUGCAGGAAGCUCAAGAUAACACUAAAUUGAACCCAUUGGAUCAAGUACUUAGUCAAGUUGAGAAUACUCUUAAUAUUUUAGCAGAUUCUGUCCUUCAAGAGCAGCCACCUUUAAGAAGAAAAAAACUUGAACAUUUAAUCAACGAAUUUGUUCAUAAACGCACCGUAACUAGAAGAUUAAUAUAUAAUAACGUUAAUAAUACCAAAGCUUUUGAGUGGUUAUGUGAAAUGAGGUUUUACUUUGAUCCUCGACAAACUGAUGUUCUUCAACAACUAACCAUUCACAUGGCCAAUGCAAAAUUUUUUUAUGGUUUCGAAUAUUUGGGUGUUCAAGACAGACUUGUUCAAACACCAUUAACUGAUAGAUGUUAUUUAACAAUGACACAGGCAUUAGAAUCUCGAUUAGGUGGUUCACCUUUUGGGCCAGCUGGCACUGGUAAAACUGAGUCUGUCAAAGCUUUAGGACAUCAACUAGGCAGAUUUGUUUUAGUAUUUAAUUGUGAUGAAACUUUCGAUUUUCAGGCAAUGGGGCGAAUUUUUGUAGGAUUAUGUCAAGUUGGGGCGUGGGGUUGUUUCGAUGAGUUUAAUCGGCUAGAAGAAAGGAUGCUUUCAGCAGUUUCUCAACAAGUUCAAACUAUACAGGAAGCCUUAAAAAGUCAAAUAGAAGGCCAAAAAAAUGAAGCUUUGUGUGUAGAGUUAGUCGGAAAACAAGUUAAGGUAUCUACAGACAUGGCAAUUUUUAUAACGAUGAAUCCAGGUUAUGCUGGAAGAUCCAACCUGCCAGAUAACUUAAAAAAACUAUUCAGAUCAUUAGCAAUGACGAGUCCAGAUAGGCAAUUGAUUGCCGAAGUAAUGUUGUUCAGUCAAGGAUUUCGUACUGCUGAAAAGUUAGCCUGCAAGAUCGUCCCUUUUUUCAGGUUGUGCGAUGAACAGCUUUCAAAUCAAUCCCAUUACGAUUUUGGUUUAAGAGCACUAAAAUCUGUUUUGAUAUCUGCUGGAAAUGUAAAAAGAGAUAGAAUUCAAAAAAUUAAAGAAGGUAUGCAAAAUCGUGGUGAAAGGAACAUUGAUGGAGCAUCUAUAGCUGAAAAUUUACCAGAACAAGAAAUACUUAUUCAAUCCGUUUGUGAAACCAUGGUUCCAAAACUUGUUGCUGAAGACAUACCAUUACUCUUCAGUUUACUCAAUGAUGUUUUUCCAAAUGUUAACUACAUACGAGCAGAGAUGACAGGAUUAAAAAAUGAAAUCAAAAAAGUAUGUGCUGAGGAAUAUUUAAUUUGCGGUGAAGGUGAUGAACAUGGUGGAGCAUGGCAAGAAAAGGUUUUGCAAUUAUAUCAGAUAUGCAAUUUAAAUCAUGGACUAAUGAUGGUUGGACCUAGUGGAUCUGGAAAAACUACUGCUUGGAAAGUCUUACUCAAAUCUCUAGAAAAAUUUGAGGGUAUCGAAGGAGUAGCUCAUGUUAUUGAUCCUAAGGCUAUUAGUAAAGAAACACUUUAUGGAACACUAGAUCCUAAUACUCGUGAAUGGACUGAUGGGCUCUUUACUCAUAUUUUAAGAAAAAUAAUUGACAAUGUCAGAGGUGAAAUUAACAAACGACAAUGGAUUAUUUUCGAUGGUGAUGUAGAUCCUGAAUGGGUAGAAAAUCUUAAUUCUGUUCUAGACGAUAAUAAAUUACUGACUUUACCAAAUGGUGAGCGCUUAAGCUUACCUCCAAAUGUGAGAGUCAUGUUUGAAGUUCAAGAUUUGAAAUACGCAACAUUGGCUACCGUUUCGCGUUGUGGAAUGGUUUGGUUUUCUGAAGAUGUUUUAUCAACCGAAAUGAUUUUUGACAACUAUAUGCUAAAGUUAAAAAAUAUUCCAUUGAAUGAUGGUGAUGAAGAUGAAAUAAUAAAAAAAUCAAAUGAUAAAGAUGCCGUACUUUCACCUGCAAUCUCUGUCCAAAGAGAUGCUGCAAAUAUACUGCAAAAUUUCUUUUCACCUGAUGGAUUGGUUGUCAGAUGCUUAGAAUAUGCAUCUAAACAAGAACAUAUUAUGGAUUUUACAAGAUUAAGGGCUCUGAAUUCUCUUUUUUCUAUGUUAAGCCAAUCUCUUCAAAGUAUAGUAAAAUAUAAUCAAUCGCAUGCUGAUUUUCCUCUGUCUAACGAACAGCUAGAAAAGUAUGUUACUAAAUCCUUAAUAUAUGCUUUGUUAUGGAGUUUUACUGGUGAUGCUAAAUUAAAAACAAGAUCAGAUUUUGGAGAUUUUAUUAGAUCCAUCACAACAAUACCAUUACCAUCACUCACAAAUAUUCCAAUUGUUGAUUACAAAGUUGACAUACAGGGUGAUUGGCAACCAUGGAGUCAUAAGGUACCACAAAUCGAAGUAGAGACUCAUAAAGUUGCUUGCCCUGAUGUUGUCGUACCUACUUUAGAUACUGUUAGACAUGAAAGUCUUCUUUACACGUGGUUAGCAGAACAUAAGCCAUUGGUUUUAUGUGGACCACCUGGAUCGGGAAAAACGAUGACUCUUUUUUCUGCACUUAGAGCUCUACCUGACAUGGAAGUUGUUGGAUUAAACUUCUCAUCUGCUACUACCCCAGAACUUUUAUUAAAAACAUUCGAUCAUUAUUGCGAGUAUCGCAAAACACCAAAUGGAGUUGUUCUGUCACCAGUGCAACUGGGUAAGUGGUUAGUGCUGUUUUGUGAUGAAAUUAAUUUACCUGAAAUGGAUCACUAUGGUACUCAGCGAGUUAUCUCAUUUUUGAGACAACUUGUUGAGCACAAAGGUUUCUUCAGAACGAGUGAUCAAGCAUGGGUAUCAAUAGAACGUAUUCAGUUUGUUGGAGCUUGUAAUCCACCAACGGACCCUGGAAGAAAACCAUUAAGUUAUAGAUUUCUGCGGCAUGUUCCGGUUAUAUAUGUUGAUUAUCCAGGAGAAGUUUCUUUGAAACAAAUUUACGGUACAUUUGCUCGAGCAAUGUUAAGAUUAAUUCCGUUACUAAAAGGAUAUGCAGAACCAUUAACAAACGCAAUGGUAGAAUUUUAUCUUACAUCGCAAGAACGUUUCACUCAAGAUAUGCAACCUCAUUAUGUCUACUCACCUCGAGAAAUGACAAGAUGGGUGAGGGGUAUUUGUGAAGCUAUUAGACCUCUUGAUGCACUCUCCAUUGAAGGUUUAGUACGUCUUUGGGCCCACGAAGCACUCAGACUAUUUCAGGAUCGAUUAGUAGAAGAUUCUGAAAGAGCUUGGACCAAUAAGACUAUUGAUAUUGUCGCAUUGAAACACUUUCCCAGUAUAAAUAAGGAAAUAUCUUUAGAACGGCCAAUAUUGUAUAGUAAUUGGCUUUCUAAAGACUACGUUCCUGUUAGUAGACCAGAACUACGUGAUUAUGUAAGAGCUAGACUUAAAGUGUUUUACGAAGAAGAGCUGGAUGUUCCAUUAGUACUAUUUGAUGAAGUAUUAGAACAUGUCUUGAGAAUUGAUAGAAUUUUCCGACAACCUCAAGGUCAUUUACUACUUAUUGGUGUUUCUGGUGCAGGAAAAACAACGCUGUCUCGGUUUGUAGCAUGGAUGAAUGGAUUAUCCGUGUUCCAAAUCAAGGUACACAAUAAAUACACAGCUGAUGACUUUGAUGAGGAUUUACGACAAGUUCUUCGGAGAUCUGGAUGCAAAGAUGAAAAAAUAGCAUUUAUUUUAGAUGAAUCAAAUGUCCUUGACUCCAGCUUUUUAGAGCGCAUGAAUACUCUUUUAGCUAAUGGCGAAGUUCCAGGGCUGUUUGAAGGCGAUGAAUACACAACAUUAAUAACUCAAUGUAAAGAAGGUGCUCAGCGAGAGGGUUUGAUGCUUGACUCUAAUGAAGAGUUAUACAAGUGGUUUACUGGUCAAGUUAUGAAAAAUCUUCAUGUUGUAUUUACAAUGAAUCCAAGUACUGACGAACUGAAAACAAGAGCUGCUACGUCACCAGCAUUAUUUAAUAGAUGUGUUCUUAAUUGGUUUGGAGAUUGGUCUGAUAAUGCUUUAUUUCAAGUUGGAAAAGAAUUUACAAACAGAAUUGAUCUAGAUAACCCUCAUUGGAAAUGCCCAGAUUACUUCCCUUCCUCUUGUUCAAUACUUGCUAGCCAAACCACUCACCGUGAUGCUGUUAUCAACGCUUGUGUAUACGUUCAUCAAACGCUCCACAAAGCUAAUGCUAAAUUAAUAAAACGGGGUUGUCGAACUAUGGCUAUAACUCCACGACAUUACUUAGAUUUUAUUAAUCAUUUCGUUAAAUUGUAUCAAGAAAAACGCAGUGACUUAGAGGAACAGCAAUUACAUCUUAAUGUCGGUCUAAGUAAAAUUGCUGAAACAGUCGAACAGGUUGAAGAAAUGCAGAAAAGUUUAGCAGUAAAAUCUCAGGAACUUCAAGCUAAAAAUGAAGCAGCUAACGCCAAGUUAAGACAAAUGGUUAAAGAUCAACAAGAAGCUGAAAAGAAAAAAGUGCAGAGUCAAGAAAUUCAGCAUCAAUUAGCAAUACAAACAAUAGCCAUAAACCAAAAACGCGAUGACGUUAUGGCUGAUCUAGCACAAGUUGAACCAGCUGUUAUUGAUGCCCAAAAUGCUGUGAAAUCUAUUAAAAAACAGCAUUUGGUAGAAGUUCGAUCAAUGGCUAACCCACCCGCAAUAGUAAAAGUUGCUCUGGAGUCAAUAUGUUUAUUACUAGGAGAAAAUGCGAGUGAUUGGAAAUCGAUUCGUGCUGUUAUAAUGAAAGAUAACUUUAUUAACACUAUUGUGUCUACCUUCAGCACAGAAAAUAUAACAGAUGAUGUUCGAGAAAAAAUGAAAAGUAGAUAUUUAUGUAAUCCUGAGUACAAUUUUGAAAAAGUUAAUCGAGCCAGCAUGGCAUGUGGACCAAUGGUUAAAUGGGCAAUAGCACAAAUUGAAUAUGCAGAUAUGUUAAAGCGUGUUGAGCCUCUAAGAGAAGAACUUUACUCUCUGGAACAACAAGCUGAAACCAACAAGCGGAAAGGUGAAGAAGUCAAAAACUUAAUUUCUCAGUUGGAACUUAGUAUAGCUGCUUACAAAGAAGAGUAUGCUCAACUUAUAUCUCAAGCUCAAGCUAUAAAAACUGAUCUUGAAAAUGUCCAAGGAAAAGUUGAUCGUUCAAUAGCACUACUUAAAUCAUUAGUUAUCGAAAGAGAACGAUGGGAAUCUACUAGUGAAACAUUUAGAAGUCAAAUGUCAACAAUACUUGGAGACGUUUUACUAUCUUCGGCAUUUUUAGCAUAUGCAGGGUAUUUUGAUCAACAUUAUCGACAGAACUUAUUUACAACAUGGUGUCAGCAUUUACACAGUGCUCAUCUCCAAUUUCGUCCAGAUAUUGCUAGAACAGAAUACUUAUCGAAUCCAGAUGAGCGUUUAAGAUGGCAAGCUAAUGCUUUACCUGCAGAUGAAUUGUGCACUGAAAAUGCAAUAAUGUUAAAGCGAUUUAAUAGAUAUCCUCUUAUCAUCGAUCCAUCUGGACAAGCUACAGAGUUUCUGAUAAAUGAAUAUAAAGGUCGAAAAAUAACUAAAACAAGCUUCCUUGAUGACUCGUUUAGGAAAAAUUUAGAAAGUGCGUUGAGGUUCGGUAAUCCUUUGCUUGUGCAAGACGUUGAAAACUAUGAUCCAAUAUUAAAUCCUGUUCUGAAUAGAGAAUUGAGACGUACUGGCGGCAGAGUAUUAAUAACUCUAGGUGAUCAGGACAUUGAUCUUUCACCAUCUUUUGUAAUAUUUUUGUCUACGAGAGAUCCAACCGUGGAAUUUCCACCUGAUAUAUGUUCAAGAGUAACAUUUGUUAAUUUUACUGUCACGCGUAGUUCUUUACAAAGUCAGUGUUUAAAUCAAGUUUUAAAAGCUGAAAGACCUGAUAUUGAUGAAAAACGUUCUGAUUUGCUUAAACUGCAAGGGGAAUUCCAUUUAAGAUUGAGGCAGUUAGAAAAGUCAUUAUUACAAGCGCUUAACGAUGCUAAAGGUAAGAUACUAGAUGAUGAUUCAGUUAUAACAACACUUGAAACGCUUAAAAGAGAAGCUGCUGAUAUCAGUAGGAAAGUAGAAGAGACAGAUAAAGUAAUAGCAGAGAUCGAAACUGUUUCUCAACAAUAUCUGCCCCUCUCUCAAGCUUGUUCAAAUAUAUACUUUACCAUGGAUAGUUUAAAUCAAAUUCACUUCUUGUAUCAAUAUUCAUUAAAAAUGUUUCUUGACAUAUUUACUUCUGUCUUAACAAAAAAUUCGAAAUUAUCAGGUAUAACUGAUUAUGUUCAACGCUUAUCUUUCAUUACUAAUGAUUUAUUUUCCGUUUGUUAUGAAAGAGUUGCUCGAGGGAUGUUACAUAACGACAGACUAACGUUUACUUUACUAUUAUGCCGGAUACAUCUUAAAGGUAUCACAUCUGAAACCACGUAUGAUAAUGAGUUUAACUUUUUUCUGCGAGGAAAAGAGGGUGUACCUAAUCUUCGUGUUCCUCCAUUAUCUAAUAUUAGUUUCGAACAGCAAGAAGCUGCUAUACAUUUAAGUACGAGAUUGCCAGCUUUCAGAAAACUUAACGACAUGAUACAAAAUAGUACAGAAUUCAAUACUUGGUUGCAAUCACCUACGCCAGAAACUUGUGUACCCAAACUUUGGGAUGAAGAAAAACCUUGUUCCCUUGUGGGAACUGCAAUGAAUCAGCUGUUGAUUAUUCAAGCGUUUCGGCCGGAUCGAGUAAUUGCUGCGGCAUCUAUAGUAGUAGCUUCUACGUUGGGAGAAUUAUUUACGAAUGCUGCGGAAACUGAGUUAGAUUUUGCAAAUGUCGUAGAGAAUGAAUUAAAAUCAUCCAUCCCAGCUUUGCUGUGUUCUGUUCCUGGUUUUGAUGCAUCAAGCCGAGUAGACGACUUAGCAGCAGAAUUAGGUAAACCAAUUGCUAGUAUAGCAAUUGGUUCUGCUGAAGGUUUUAAUCAAGCUGAGAGAGCUAUCAACACAGCUGUCAAAGCUGGAAGAUGGGUUUUAUUGAAGAAUGUCCAUUUAGCUCCACAAUGGCUUGUACAACUAGAAAAAAAACUUCACAGCUUACAACCUCAUUAUAACUUUAGACUAUUUCUCACGAUGGAAAUUAAUUCUAAAGUCCCUGUUAAUUUACUUAGAGCUGGAAGAAUAUUUGUAUUCGAACCGCCACCUGGAAUUAGAGCAAACUUGCUACGAACAUUUAGUACUGUUCCAGCCUCCCGUAUGAUGAAGCCUCCGAAUGAACGAGCAAGAUUGUAUUUUCUAUUAGCAUGGUUUCAUGCCAUUGUACAAGAGCGCUUGAGGUACGUUCCUCUAGGAUGGGCCAAGUACUAUGAAUUCAAUGAAAGUGACUUAAGAGUUGCCUGCGAUACUCUUGAUACAUGGAUUGAGUCUACAGCAAUGGGUAGAACCAACUUACCUCCAGAAAAAGUUCCAUGGGAUGCUUUAAUAACAUUAAUGUCAGAAUGUAUAUACGGUGGAAAAAUUGAUAAUGAUUUUGAUCAACGCCUUUUAACAUCUUUUCUUCGAAAGCUUUUUACAUCACGAUCAUUUGAAACCGACUUUGCCCUUGUUGCCAACGUAGAUGGUACUUUAGGAAACCAGAGACACAUAACAAUGCCUGAUGGAACAAGAAGAGAGGACUUUUUAAAAUGGAUUGAAUCAUUAUCGGAUAAACAAACACCAUCUUGGCUUGGACUACCUAAUAAUGCUGAAAAAGUCCUUUUAACAACUAGAGGAACUGAUUUGGUUUCAAAAUUAUUAAAAAUGCAACAGUUAGAAGAUGAAGAUGAGCUUGCUUACUGUACCGAAGAGUCAUUAGAUAUUCAAGGAGAAGCAGAUACAGAUGGUCGUCCGUCUUGGAUGAAAACUUUACAUAACUCUGCUUCUACGUGGUUACAAUUACUACCAAAAAGCUUAAUUAUUUUGAAAAGAACAGUUGAAAACAUAAAAGAUCCGUUGUAUCGAUAUUUUGAACGAGAAGUUAAUAGUUGUUCUAAGUUAUUACAAGAUGUUAUUCAUGAUUUGGAGGAUGUUGUUUCUAUUUGUCAGGGUGAGAAAAAACAAACUAAUUAUCAUAGAACAAUAUUGUCAGAACUAAUAAAAGGUAUAUUACCAGCUGGAUGGAGAAGAUACACUGUCCCACGAGGUUGUACAGUAAUUCAAUGGAUAACAGACUUUAGUCAUAGAGUUUCACAAUUACAAGAAGUUUCAAGAUUAGUCUCACAAAAUGGGGCCAAAGAGAUAAAGGCGCAAAGCCUUUGUGCCCACGAGUAG